AUGUAUUUCCCCCAGCAGCGUAGGGGUCUGGAGGAGAUGACUGGCCCAGUAUGUGGGGUUCGGUCCCCUCACACUCAGAGGGACGAUAUCCAAAACAUAAUUCAGAGGAUCAAGUCUGCUGAGCUGGCCCACCUUCUCCAUGCACACUACCCAGAGAGGGAUUCUGUUGGUUGUUGUGCUGUUGAGACCCUGGAGAGGCCAUAUCCCCACAGCCAGCAGCCACAGGCUAGCAUCAAGCAGCAGCUGGUUAAUGUACUGAAGGAACUGGAGCUGCAGAGGGCUCUGUGGGAGGACAGACAGGAGAAGGUGGCGGAACAGCGGAGGCUACAAGAGCAGCAGGAGCAGAGGCAGAAGCCCCAGGCCAAGAGGGCAGCUGUGGUGAACUGGUGGAGAACCCUUAAGGUGGAGGGGAGUAGGACCAAGGCCCAGCCGGAAGACACCCUGACCCAGCCCAGCCAGGCCCUCACUGAGACAGAGUCCAAGCUCCAACAGGCAGAGCACACCAUCACAAAGAUUAGGGAGCAGGUAUGCCACCUUGAGGCGGCUCUGAGAACUGCCCAGGAGGGUGUUGCUGAGCACAAAAACAUUCAGGACAGGGUGGGAGUUCUUCACAAAGACAAGGAGACCAACACGGUGAGAGAGGGACCUGGCUGGGCUGGGGAGGAGGCAUCAAAGGAGCGUAAGGACGUGGCUGUGGCUACAGACCCUGUGGAGGACCCAGGUAGAUCAGAGAAGGUAGCAGCCCAGCUUUUGACCUCGGAAGGUCUGCUGGUGACCCUCAGGAGGAUGGAGGCCAUGGUCAGCAGUGCCCUGGAGGCAGCUGAGCUGGUCAGGGAGAGUCAGCGAAGGGUCAGCCAGGUCAAGGAGAGAAUGGAGAGCAUCACUCAGAAGAUGGAGGAAGCUCUGACCAGAGCAGUGGACACAGAGGGUCAGCUCAGUGCCCUGGAGGCCAGGGUCACAGCCAAACCUCAGUUGCCAGGUCCUAUAGGGCAAACAGCCCAGCCUGAUGUUGAAGCUGUAGGCAGAGACAGACCCAGGAACCCCUCUCCACCAGAGCCUGUGAGCGACAGCUACAGCAAGUCUCGAUGGCCCCUUAUAAGCGCUAGAGGGAAGACCAGCUCUGUUUGGUUCACACGAAAGGGAGCCAUGCUCAUGUGCCCUCCAUGA
Molecule: messenger RNA, 1167 nt
Organism: Coregonus clupeaformis (lake whitefish)
Lineage: Eukaryota; Metazoa; Chordata; Actinopteri; Salmoniformes; Salmonidae
Product: eukaryotic translation initiation factor 3 subunit A-like
Exons: 5
Coding region: 1-1167 (388 amino acids)
Source: RefSeq, a predicted model, not a curated record